ACAACUCAAUUGUCGGGGCACCAAAACGGUGUCAGAUGAUACAUUAAUCUCCUCAAUACGUUUGUGCUUUUUGCGAUCGUCGGUUCAGUUUAGUCUGGAAACGAGAGUUUGCUGCUGUUAUUUUCAAGUGUUUCUCGCGAAUAUGGCUUUGUGUAAUGUUGUUUCUUUUGGCAGCAGUGUAAGAUGCUAACGUGAAAAUCGUGUGUCACCAUGGUGCCUUUUAUCGCCGUUCGUGUUCCGGACAUACCGAAUGUGUCCCCUGUGUGAUGAUAAUAUGGUCUGGUCGAUCAAAUUUUAAUGUGAAUGUCUCUCUGUGUGGAAGUGAAUAGAAGAUCGUGAAAAGGGGGAAACUAGCAGCGAUCGAGAGCAGCAGCGCAGCGGCCGUAACAAAACAAAGCUAGCGACGAAGACCGUGGGAGAUAGGAAAGCACGAAAAUAUAUGGGUUCAAGACGGUGCUGCAGUGAGAACCAGCAGCAGCAGCAGCAGUGAAUGAAGCCAAAGACCCAGACUGGUUGGCGAGAUGAAUAUCUGAUUUCGGUCGGUCGGUCGAAUUAUAGAAAAUAGUUUGUGAUCAGCAGUUAUAUAUUCGCCAAUCAAAGCAGCCUGGCAGGAAGUGAAUUGUCUCAUUCCAAAAAAAAAGAGGAGAGGGCUCUCUGAACUUCCGCCGUGAGCCUAAUCAAAUAAAACGUUGUUUAUUGAAAAAACAGCCGUUCGACGAGUUGGAAUUCAGUGACAUCAGCAGAGCCGGAAUAAUCGUAACAGUGCAGUGUUUGAGUUGUUUGUAUUUCAAUGCUGAAGCUUGAAGGAUUUGCUUACACUUCCAGGCAGGUUGAAUAACUCAUGGUUGGAGUCGUUCGUCAUGGAUAAAAGCUUCGAUGAAAUAACAGUGUGCAGCAUGUCGGAUCUGCGGCUGGGAAGUUCCUCCGGAGCAGGUCUCACUCUACCAGACUACGAAACUCAGCAGCAGCAGCAGGCAACAUCUUUCCACCGGGAAAGCUCACAGCUUAACAGUAAUCAAAACAAAAACAACGGUCAACAACGCAACGGUAACGAGAUUAAUUUGAAUCGGCAGAAAGCGUCAUCCACGCAAUCACAGCAGCAGCAGCAGCAACCCGUAUUCAAUCCAUCGAAACGUUUGGACAUUUGGCUGGCGAACGCUAUUCGGGGGUUAGAAAACAAUACGGGCCAGGAUUCAGUUGACCCGCUGGAUAGCCCUACGCUGAAAGGGAGUUUCGCCGAGCCGCUAUCUCUCCCACCCCAUUUGGGCUAUCACGACAUGCCCAACUCGUCCACGUCGAUCGGGGGCUUUCUGUCACCUACCCAGCAGCCACAGUCACCGCCAGUGUCCGGUUUCAUACAGCAGCAACUUCUUCUCCCGCACUCGCAAUAUCGUGGCUUCGGUGGCGGCAACUGUUUGAGCAAUGACGGCAGCGAAUUUGCGAGUCUCCCACCGCGAAUAAACAACCAUCACGGCAGUCAGCAACACCAACAGCAACAGCAGCAGCAGCAACCCAUCGGCCGAAGAGUGCCAAUGCAGCAGCAGCAGCAACAACAGAACCAGAGUUCGUCGUUUCAAGAUCUGCUCAAUUCGCAGAGGAUAAUGACGGAUCCAUACAUCAACGAUUCCUCGGACAACGAAUCGAAGAACAGCUGUGCCAAAUCCAAGCCAGACACAGCUGAAUCUCUGCUGGCGGACUUCAACCUGUUAAACAACGCGACGGUCAACAACGGUGCCGUCACUGGCAAUGGUGCCCUGAAUGGUGGUGGUGGUAGCUCAAUAGGAAACGGUGCCCCCAACGUAAGCAGCAAUAAUUUGAUUUUGCUUCUGCUGAAGGAGAUAAACAAACUGCACGAUACCAAUAAGAAAAUCUGCCGAAAUUUGCAUGAAACCAAAGUGGAGAUGGAAGCUUUGAAGCAUACUCCGCACUGGGGCCUUAGUCACCGUAGAGACAGCAUAAGCGGUUUGAGCACUAAUAGUCAGCCGGUAGGAAUGCGUUACAAUAGCUUUGGACUGCAGAGUCCCGCACCAACGUAUCAUUCACAAGGGAACUACACCCCCGGUAUUGUAACGGAUGUGAUACGGGAGAUCCGAGAGGUGUCUCGCGUCCGCGAGGAAGCGAUGAUGGAACGCAUGAAGACUAUGAUUGAGGAGCGCUCGUGGGCCCUGAACGAAGCCAAUUUUAGGUUGCUCAAGGAAGCGGAAGAAACGAAGAAAUCCGUCCAAUUCGUGCGAUCCGAAAUGAACCAACUAGUCGAUCGGAUGCUCAAGCUGGAGAACGAGGUAAUCAAUCUGAAGGCACAGUUGACCCUUCAGCAGCAGCAGCAGCAGCAGCAAAAUUUUACCCUACGAGAGCGGGACUCUUAUGGGCAAACUAUGAACGCGACAAAUGCUCCAGGAUCGGCCGCCAGCAAGGCCAGAAGAAAUAGUUUGCAUUUGAACUAUGGUAGAAUUAACAAUACGGACGAUAUCUACGGUAAUAAUUUUAACGACGUGACAAACGAAAUGCGAUACAGCAACGGAAGCAAUAUGAGGAAAUUCGGUGAGAAUAAUUUUGGCUCAACGGUAAAUGGUGGAGGUUUUGGCGAUGAGAUGCAUGAUGAUUCCCCAAAUGAUCAGGUGUUGUUGUUGGAAAAGGAUGCGUUAAAAAUAAGACGAGAGCUUCAGGACGCGUUGGUCUCGAGACAGGAAUCGGAAAGCCGGAUUACAGCUUUGGAAAAUAUUGUAAGCACUCUCAAAGAACAGGUCCCAACAAUAACGCCGCUGUCUUCGCAGCAUCAUGCCUCCGUCAUUCAGCAGCAGUUGACGACUCCGGUUGGUCUGGUGACUAGCAGCGGCAGCGGUAGCGGAGGCUCCAGUGGUAGCAGCAGCUCUAAUCACCAUCACCAUCAGCAGCAGCAGCCACAGCCACAGCACACCAAUUCGUACUUUUUCCGCAAUGUCAACAGUGCGUCUCCGAGUGCUGGUGGGGCACUACCACGACCACCAUCCGGAACAUCACCGAGUCUCCAGAAGGCAGCCCAAAUCCAAAGCCUCGCCUCGCCCUCCAAACAAUAUCUGCAUCUGUCCACGAGUGCGAUCAACGUUUCCGGUCCGGUGACAGAUCUGUAGUGAGGUGAUUGGCGUCUGGAUGUGUGUAUAUGUAUUUUGUAGAGAUGCUGCUGCAUUUUAUCGAGAUUUUAUUUUUUCUGAAGUUCAUCUGUACAUUUAAUUAAAUGACUUGACUGCCCAUUAAACAUUACAAGAAUGUUAAGUGUAUAUAGUAGAGACGCGUAGAGAUUGCUCCCUGUGCCUCUCUUGGUUCUAUUUGUCGUCCUAAUCGAGCUGUGCAAUCAUUUGUUCAGUUAUCAACACUCUCUUAUGGCGGGUUUACAAUAGAGAGAUCUAUAGCUACAGACGGAUUUAUUCACGCGAAAAUAGAUGUAAACGGAUGAGAAUAUAUAUGAUACACUUCUUCGGGGUAUAUAUAACCACUAUGAUUAGAAUAAAUUCAGGCAUAUGUAAACGCUUGUGAAUUUCUCACUGAUGAGAAAUCACUAAAGUUGGAUGCAGUUCUACUUCAGGUGAAUAAAUUCACCGAAAAUAUGAAUUUAUUCAUUAUAUUAGGCUGUCAAAAAAGUCCUGCGGUAUUUUUUUUUGAACGUUCAUUUGUUCAUAAAAUUAGUUACAAUCAUCUGUUUUAAGUCAAAUAUGCGCCGUUUUGUUCGAUGACUUGUUCUCAACGAGAUGCCAACUUUAAAAUACCCCUGUUAUAGAAGCUCGCUUCCUUAUUGGCAAAAAACUCGGAUAGCCAAUUUUCACAGGCCUCUUUUGUGGCUAACUUCUGACUACCUAGCUCGUUCGCCAUGGACAAAAACAGGUGGUAGUCACUUGGUGUAAGGUCCGGACUAUACGGGGGAUGCAAAAGAACCUCCCAUCCGAGCUCCCGGAGCUUCUGGCGCGUCACAAAAGAAGUGUGUGGCCUGGCGUUGUCCUGAUGGAAGACAAUGCGGCCUCUGUUUACCAAAGAUGGCCUCUUCUUCAUGAGUGCUACCUUCAAGCGGUCCAGUUGUUGGCAGUACAGGUCCGAAUUGAGCGUUUGGUCAUAGGGAAGCAGCUCAUAAUAGAUUAUUCCUUGACAAUCCCACCAAACACACAGCAGAACCUUCCUGGCCGUUAAUGAGGGCUUGGCCACCGUCUGAGCCGCUUCAGCGGACUUCGACCACGACCGUUUGCGCUUCACGUUGUCGUAAGUGACCCACUUUUCAUCGCCAGUCACCAUCCGCUUCAGAAACGGGUCGAUUUUGUUGCGAUUCAGCAGCGAUUCACAUGCGUCGAUACGGUCAAUGAUGUUUUUUUUUGCGUCAACGUUUGUGGCACCCAUACAUCGAGCUUCUUUGUGAAUCCAAGCUUCUUCAAAUGGUUAAUAACGGUUUGAUGACUUAUCCCCAGCUCUUGGCCGAUACUACGGCUGCUACUAUGCCGGUCUUUCUCGGCUAAUUCAGCGAUUUUGUCGCAAUUUCCGACGAUAGGCCUUCCGGAGCGUGGCGCAUCUUCGACGACCUCUACACCAGAACGAAAACGUUGAAACCAUCGUUGUGCGGUGGAAAUGGAAACUGUAUCGGGUCCAUAAACUGCAGAAAUUUUAUUGGCAGCUUGAGAUGCAUUUUUGCCUUUGUCAUAGUAGUACUGUAAAAUAUGUCGGAUUUUCUCUUUAUUUUGCUCCAUAUUUGCGACACUAUAACUCACGAACGACUUUACCAAACAAAACACUGUCAAGGACUAUAUUAUAGCACCUUUCCAACAAGCUAUAGUAUGACUCGAUACAAUGAAUACAACUAGAACUACGCGCUUACAACGACACCUCGCGGAAAUACCGCAGAACUUUUUAGACAGCCUAAUAUAAGUUCGCGCUAGUGUAAACGGUUGAUGCGAUUUCUAUAGAUCCCAUCAUAUUUCUUCACAUGAAUAUAUCCCUAGUCUAAACCCACCGUUACAACCUUUUUUUCUUACAUAAAAGAUGAUGAAUUUGAUACCGUGUCGCCGAUACCUGACUCGUAUCGAAUCAAAUUUAAGUUUGCUAUAUAAUCUGAUAGGUGAGGUUCUGACCUAUCUUCCACUUUGUCAAAUACAGCUGGGAAUGUAUUUGAGGCUACGCUAUGACCAAAAGAGAGAGUCGAUGUAGAGAAAUCGAUCAAAUCACUUUCAUUCUAAGCCACUCACAUAAUAUUGACGCGGCUGGUGAAUUGGAUUCAUUUUCACCUUCCAUGUCGGAACUAUCAUAGACUCGCAACAAAUCCAGAGUAUCUUUUCCAGAUAUAUCAUGAAAUUUCUUCCAAACCUAUUUGUUUUUAUUCGACAACCACUCAAACUAUCGAGGGAUGCGUUUUGACUAUUAUUUUUGAUGUAAUAAUAAAUAUUAAUACCACAGACAAAGCAACCUGGUGCUUACGUCAAGUUAUGCGAACAAAUGUUCAUCGAUGGGUUGUUCACAUAAAUUGACGUAGCCAUUUCCAAAUGGAACAAAUAUGUUUUAAUUCACAAAAUCUUCUAGGUCCUCUUUCUACCGAUAAUUAGCUUUAACUGGACAGAUUAUUUCAAUGGAAAUGUACAUGGGUAUGCUUUUCGGCCAAAAAACAACAAGAAUACGUUUUCCCAAAACUAACGGUGUUAGUGAUUAUGUCAACUAUGUGAACAUGGGCAGCACACUUCGGAGCUCAAUGUGUUAAGCAAAUUGUAAAUGAUUGAUGGAAUGCCAUCCGGCCCAGGGUUCGUAGAAGCCUUCAGGCAGUUUACCGAAACAUUCGACAUGGCGGACGAAAACAUUCGUGUAGUCAUCUUUUCGAGUUCUUUCUUCGUUUCAUGAUGAUGUACUGUCUUCGUAGAAAACAUUCUGAUUCAUGAAGACCGACUCUAAAGGGUGUGUCAGAUCAAAUUGCAUCACGGAAAAACCGCUGUAGAAAUUUAAUUUUUAGAAAUUAUAUCUUCAGCUUUCGCUUAUAAUCAGAUAAGAGUGUAUAGAUCACGUUGGCCAUGCUUCACUGUCAAUUUUUCGUAAAUUUGGAAAAAUGUCGUCGAACGAAAAAGAGCGUCGUGAAUUAAUCCUGUGCACUCAUUUCGAGAAUCCGGAGUUGUCACAUCGAGACAUCGGUAAGAUGCUGGGAAUCGUCCAAUCCACGGUCAGUAGAGUACUAAAACGAUACUUCGACUACCUAACCAUCGACUGGAAGGUGAAGAACGGCAAAAAUGGAUGCUCCGUCAGUGAAAAAGAUCACAAGCGCGUAGUUAAGCAGUUUAGACGUGAUCCGAGAAGUUCGGUCCGGGAUGUCGCCAAUAAGCUGAAUUUGUCAAGUUCAUUCGUCCAGCGGACCAAGCAGCGGGAGGGCCUGCGUACAUACAAGGUUCAGAAGGCUACUAAUCGCGACGAAAGGCAAAAUAUGGUGGGGAAGACGCGAGCCCGGAAGCUGUACACCGAAAUGCUGACGAAGCCUCAUUGCCUGGUAAUGAACGACGAAACCUACGUCAAAGCGGACUUUCGUCAGCUGCCGGGCCUGUUGUUCUUCUCCGCAGAGGACAAAUUCAGCGUUCCGGAGGAGAUUCGCAAGCAGAAACUAUCCAAGUUUGCCAAAAAGUACAUGGUGUGGCAAGCGAUCUGCUCUUGCGGAAAGCGGAGCCCCCUUCGUGAUGACCGGCACGGUAAACGGGCAGGUUUACCUUAAGGAGUGCCUACAGAAGCGCUUACUACCACUAUUGAAGCAGCACGAGGGCCCGACCAUCUUCUGGCCGGAUCUCGCUUCGUGCCACUAUUCAAAGGACGUGUUGGAGUGGUACGAAGCCAACGGGGUCACCUUCGUGCCAAAGGAAAUGAACCCGCCCAACGCGUCGGAGCUUCGCCCAAUAGAGAAAUAUUGGGCGAUUAUGAAGCAGGCCCUCCGGAAAAACCCAAAAGUUGUCAAAUCGGAGGCGGACUUCAAGAGAAAAUGGAUUUCUGUUCAAAAAAAACUACAACCUGACGUUGUACAGAACCUUAUGGACGGGGUAAAGAGGAAGGUGCGAGCAUACGGGCUUGGGCUCGAAGUAUGAAUAAAAAGAAAAUGCCAAAAGUUGUAUAAUAGUUUUUAUUUUACUGUCUAAAAUUUUCAAAAGGAUCGGUCUACAGGGCGAAUUUCUACAGCGUUUUUUCCGUGAUGCAAUUUGAUGUGACACACCCUUUACUCUCAGUAGCUUCGCUUCGACUAGAACUGCUUCGGCAAUCGCCGUCAACAAAAAGUGACUUGACUAGAAAACGAAUUGACUAGCGUCGACUAGCGGGGAUAACUGGUGAACUAGUCCAGUCAGUGGUUAUUUUAACUGACGCGUCUAAUGAAUACAAAUCUGCUCUUCAUUCAACUGACUUUAAUCCACACUUCCAUUUCCCCCUGACACUAAUUUUAUUCCCGCGUACACAAUCUUAUUUUACGUCCAUAUAAAGAGAAACGAAAACUUGUUUUCUGAUGCAAAAAAGUAGUUAUACCAUCAAUGGAAGGUUUAUUGUCUACUCAUCGUGAACUCAAACCAACGAACUUAGACAUUUAUCAAGUAUGCAAUAAAGGUCCUCGCGUUAGUAUUUGUAAAUAGCGAGCAAAAUAGCGCACACAUACUGCACGCUACUUUACACGCUGAGUAAUUUUCGUGUACGAUAAAAAAAAUCUAGCUCAACUGUAGCGUAUGUCAAACCACUUUGAACUCAAACAUCAAUGCAUGCAUAAUGAUACAUAACAGAGAGAGAGGAACGAAUUCGUUUUGGGGGGAGUCACUUCAAAAUGCAAUGAAGAUAAUUUGACUGGAAAGAAUGAAAUGAUAUAGUCGAGUCGGUAGAGGGAGAUAGCGUCUAAACGCCCGACUGAGUCGUUUUGGCGGAGAAACUACGUGAAGAAGCCAAAAGACAUUUCCGACUGAAUAUGGAUACAGUCAGUCAGAUAGUCAGUUGACUAUGACUAUGCCGAACCGAACCCUGGUCUGUAGUUUAAUGUGUGUCCAAAGCUGUUGUGGCUUUAUCCUGACGUCGAUUUGCACACGGCUUAUGUAAGACCUAAGUCAAAGAGUUGAUUCGGUGCUCUGGUUCCCGCAAAACUGCCUUUUAGGUCAUCACCUCUCGAUCGAAAAUACCACUUUCGUGUCCUCCUAAGCCGAUUCCGAAUGUUCCCCAAAUCUCUAUUCCAUCACGGGUUCGGGUUCGGGUCGCCUGUUCGAAAACCAUUUUAAGCUAAGACCAUAACCUGUCAGUAUGUCAUUUCCAAAAUUACACCUACUCUAGCUUCAGUUUCUGAUGAAUAUCGUUUCAAAGCGAACGCUAAUGUGACGGUCUGGAUACCGGACAUGCCCUUCUUUUCAUACAGUGCUCUCGCAAAUGUUCCGGCAGUCCAUCCUUACCAACGACUUUGUUGUUUUUCAGCCUUACAAACCCUCACAGGAUUUCGUGAGGGUUGAGGACAGAUAUUUGGUCAUCUGCUGUGGCGCUAUAAAGUCAGUUUCAUUACCCCUUCUACUUGCGAAAUGCUGCUUGCACCUAUCAGCCAUCUUGCUUUCGUUGGUGAUCGUGUUAUCUUCCAUAUCCCUACAUAGAUGGCUUAAACUUCUCGUAGAAC
Messenger RNA from Toxorhynchites rutilus septentrionalis, 8605 nucleotides. RefSeq lists its product as uncharacterized. Gene Ontology annotation, cellular component: SWI/SNF complex. The transcript has 8 exons. Gene Ontology annotation, biological process: positive regulation of DNA-templated transcription. The coding region runs from base 861 to 3110 and encodes 749 amino acids. The record is from RefSeq and is a predicted model, not a curated record. Lineage: Eukaryota; Metazoa; Arthropoda; Insecta; Diptera; Culicidae.